Messenger RNA from Vitis vinifera (wine grape), 2535 nucleotides. RefSeq names its product eyes absent homolog. The transcript has 7 exons. The record is from RefSeq and is a predicted model, not a curated record. Gene Ontology annotation, molecular function: protein tyrosine phosphatase activity. The coding region runs from base 1085 to 2056 and encodes 323 amino acids. NCBI's taxonomy places the organism in Eukaryota, Viridiplantae, Streptophyta, Magnoliopsida, Vitales, Vitaceae. Gene Ontology annotation, biological process: multicellular organism development; cell differentiation; positive regulation of DNA repair. Gene Ontology annotation, cellular component: nucleus.
GACCCUAACCUAAGAUUCUGUACGGACUCUCUCUUUAUAUCUCUCUCUCUCUCCCCACAUUUUCUUUUUCUUUUUCUUUUUAAUUUGAAUAAAUGGGUCAUUUCAAUUGGCUAAUCUUUCUCAGAUCUCAUGUUCUUUCUUGUAUUAUUAGUGUAUGAUUAUUAUGGGUUUUGGGCUUUAGAGGUUUGAAUCACUGUCACUAUAUUCAUGAUUUGGUUUAUAUUAAUGGGGUUGACUAAUAUAUAAUCGAUGAUAAUAAAGUUGUAAUUAUAACAUAAAUAUGAUCAUGACAGUGUUGAUUCUGAUCCCAUGUUGAUGGUGGGUUGUGUUCUUUUUCCCCCUAAUUUUCUUGGGAAACCCUUUUAGGGUUUAAAGUGAGUUAACUUACUAGUAAUCUACUGAACUAGUUUUUAUGGGUUUUAUUUCUUUUAGAAUAGGGUUCAUUGUUGGGAUGUUAAGGCACAUUCAUGAUUUAUCAUCAUUAAUUGUUGUAUCAUUUGAAUGAUGAGAAAUGGAAAGCUGUGGCUGGGACACCUACCAUCAUUUGGACCAUGUUUGUGUCAACAACCCACCUUUCCUUUGGCGCACAUGGAAGAUUAUGAUGUUUUAGGAAACUAGUCCUCCUAUGUUUGGUAGCAAAAAUGAAGAUGGUAUUUUCUGUAGCUUUUUCAUUUUCAAAGUGAAAACAAUGGAUAUAUUUGCUUUGGAUCAUUUUUAAUUGCUCAGAGCACAGAAAAUAGUGUUUCCAUGUUUUCUAAAAUUCGUCCAUUUUCAAGAAAUGUUUUCAAAAACCAGUUUCUGCUUUCAUUUUUCUGUUUUCAAAAAAUUGAAGACAAAAAAGAGUUCUCCAUUCCUUGAGUGAAGAGGCUUCUUACAUCCCAACUACGUGGGAUAAGCUAUAUGAAUCUUUUUUGGUGAAUGUAGGGUCAGGUCUUCUGCUAAACAGACCUUUUUUGUGCUAAAAAGCAAAGGAUUAGAAUGAAAGAAAAGAGCCUAUGUGUUGGUUCAAAUUUAUGAUUUUAGAAGCCAUGGAGGCACCCUGUUUUCCAAGGACUCAGGCAGGCUUCCUGCAUAGGACACCAAAAUGGAUGAGCUAAUGAGUGGCAAUUCAACAAUUCCCAACCAAAAGAUGAAAGCUUCUGCUAAGAAGACCUUGGAUCCGAUAACAAAUGUAUAUAUCUGGGACAUGGAUGAGACUCUUAUAUUGCUCAAAUCUUUGUUGAAUGGAACAUAUGCAGAAACUUUCAAUGGUCUGAAGGAUGUACAAAAGGGUGUAGAAAUUGGCAAGAUGUGGGAGAAAUACAUUCUUCAAGUGGCUGAUGAUAUUUUCUUUUAUGAACAAAUCGAGAACUAUAAUAAGCCCUUUCUUGAUGCCUUGAGCCAGUAUGAUGAUGGGAAGGAUCUUUCUGAUUAUGAUUUUAACCAUGAUGGCUGUAGUUCUCCAUAUGAUGAUCUCAACAAAAGAAAACUAGCUUACAGGCAUCGUGUUAUAGCCCAUAAAUACAAACAGGGCUUGCAUAACACUUUUGAUCAGGAUAUGAUAAAACUCUGGGAUGAUCUCUAUGAUAUGACAGACAGUUAUACAGAUAAAUGGCUCUCCUCAGCACGGGCCUUCUUGGAGCAGUGCUCAGACGAGAACAAAGAUUCAACUCCUCUUGCUCCUGCCAAUGGGGUUGUUGACUCUAUUGAUGCAAAAUCCCAGAAUGUUAAUGUUUUAGUGACUUCUGGAUCACUGAUACCCAGUCUUGUUAAAUGCUUACUCUUUCGACUGGACAAUCUGAUAACACAUGGAAAUGUUUACAGCUCAUGGGAGGUGGGGAAGCUCCAAUGUUUUUCAUGGAUCAAGGAGCGUUUCAGUGGUCCAAAUGUCCGCUUUUGUGUAAUUGGGGAUGGAUGGGAAGAGUGUGAGGCAGCACAGACUAUGAGAUGGCCAUUUGUUAAGAUUGAUCUACGGCCAGGCAGUUCUCACAGAUUUCCAGGCCUUACGUUGAGGACAGUAGGCCACUAUUUCUCUAUCGUGUAUGGAAUCCCAGAUGCUGAAAAUGAUGAUGAGUAGCCGUACACCAGCUGCAUCAUGUAAGAUGUCAAAACAGGUUUGCAUGAGAUCCUCUUUCAGUCAGUUGGUACUUUGCGCAUAUUUGGGAAUGCACACCUUUGAGCUACUCACACGGAUGUCUUCCAGCAGCAAAUAGCCUCAUGUUUUUGCCUGGACAUGCUAUCCAAAAUUAAUAGGAAGAGCCGAUUGUAAAAAGAGUGAAGACUAACAUAAUAUGAAUGUAUCGGGUUCGGAAUCCCUUGGAACAGUUCAGAUGUGUGGGUAAGGAAACAAUUCAUUUAUGUGUGAACUCAUCUGAGAGCUAGCCCAUCGUUCUCAAGUACUUCAAAUUUCUGUAGAAAUGUUUAAACCUUGUUUUUGGUGUUUGGUUUACAUGUAAAAUUGUAAUAUUACAAGUUUCGGAACUUGAGAUGCUGGCAAGACACAUAUAUGGAGUAUGGGUCAUAAAUGUAAAUAAAUUUUAAGGGUCCCUGCUUCUA